Eupeodes corollae is the source of this 2398-nucleotide messenger RNA. RefSeq lists its product as uncharacterized. The transcript is spliced from 7 exons. The coding region runs from base 577 to 2238 and encodes 553 amino acids. The record is from RefSeq and is a predicted model, not a curated record. Lineage: Eukaryota; Metazoa; Arthropoda; Insecta; Diptera; Syrphidae.
UUUAAAUUCUAAUGAUGAUGACGACAAACAUGAAUUUUUUAAAGAAAACAAAAUUAAAACUGGUUUUUCUUCUUUAAUAAGCAAAAAAAUGGGUAUCCAGGAAGAAAACUUAGAAUAUUUAAGUAAGACUGAAAUCAAUGGCUAUAAAUUUCAAACUGGUUAUUACGUAUCCAAACUCUUAAAUGAUUAUAAAAUUUUCGUCAUAGUAGCUUUAGUCCAACAUCUAAAAAAAAUUGUUCUUUUUUGUCAGGAAGUAAGUGAAGUACUCUAUGAUCCCCAUUUUACUGCAUAUGAUAUAAAUCCUUCUAUAUUAGGAAAAUAUUCUAUUAUUGAUCCCGAUGAAAUUGUUGGGCCGCCAAUAACAGCUAUAAAAACAGCUAAAGGUAGAAUUAUGAUUCGAAUAAAAGAUUACACUUUACAAGAGAUAGACAAAUAUAAAGCAACUGACGAGUUUGAUACUGAAAUUAAAUCCAGAUGCAGUUGAAUCUUUUUAGAACAACAAUUCUAUUGUGCAUACAAGCCAAUCAUUUUCAAAAGGUUCGGAAGCACUCUACAUGAAUAUCAAACUGUUUCAGAAUGGAUACAAACAAUUAUAUAUCAUUGGAACAACCCUCAACUUCUGCGGAGGCCGGGGAAGAACAAAUAAUUUAUACAAUUGUUCAUGAAACAGCAACUAUGUCAGAUGAGUCGCAGUCCCAGUUGGAAAUAAAAGAACUUCUGGGCAGUUGGAAUCUUGGACACCUGUCAGAUUUGUUUAUCUCUGAGCGCAUAACAGUUGAAGUGCUUAAAAUUUUAAAGGAAAAACAUUUUCCUAUGCUUUUCAAAAACAGUUCAGUUGGAGAUCUGGCAAUGUUUGAACACAAGUUAAUGGAGUGGAGAUCCUCUCUAGGUAUCGGAGAGCAGCAAAUUGAUAUGUUUACCUUGCGGGAAAAUUCAUGCAGCUCAUCAUUUUCAUCUUCGCCAACGUCGUCAAUAAGAGAAGAUCCAUCUGCGCCUGCUAUAUCUCUUUCUUUAAUUUUAAAAAACUCACCAAAGGCGAGAGACAUAGAAAAAUUCUAUGAACAAAACUUCAAGCUUCAGGAUAUACAUCGACAGGCGUUGAUCACAUUAAUAUGUGAAUAUUUUAUCGACAACCAUCUUCAUUUGAAUUUAUACACUAGCUACAUGCUAGAGGAACAAAUAUUGCAAAGAUUCAAAGGGGAAAAGCUUGAGUUUUACCGCACUGGUAAAAGAGGUAAAAUAUAUGCCAAGUUUUGCAAUUCGAAGACCUCCUCUAGAUUGGCUGUUAAAAGAUCUAUCUUUCCUAAAGCUGAAAAUGCUGAAGUAACUGAGAAAUCAAAGAAAAAACAUUUGAUGGAAUUCACUCCGGAAGUUGAUGCAGAAGAGUGUAUUAGGAGCAUCAAAUAUGAUAACUUGUCAACUUCAGAGUUCGACAGCUGUUGGCAAGCUUGUAGCCAAUUUAGACUGGAUCAAAUAUAUAAAGAGACAACUUUACACACCAUUUUUGAGGAAUGGCCGGAUUACAAGAAGCCAGGAGGUUAUCGUUUGAUUGACAAGGAUUUUGGGGUUGUUUUUCGAAAUUCCCCAGGAGUUCUUUUGAAGUAUCCAGAGCAGGCUGGCAAUCUGAGAAAGUUUUUACUAGAUGAAGAUCACCUGCGAGACAAAAAUUUACGAAAUAUGGUGAACCAAAUUGACGAAAAUGAUAUUAAAACUGAUAGUGCAGCAGUAAAAUUAUUUUGGUGUCUCCACGGCUAUUUGAUACCAACACAAAAGGGCAGCCGGAAAGAUAACUCUGGAAAAAGUAGUACUGUAAGGUUUACUAUUAAAAGCUCUCAAGAGGCUUUCCUUUUUAUUGGGUCCAGCGUACAAGAACUCGAUGACCAUAUAGCAUUUUUGAAAAGCAAGUCAGAAAAUAUACAACCAUUUAUACUUGCCGUUGGGGAUAAGGAUUUUGAAAACUUUUCGAACUACUACGUUUACCUUGAUGGUAUUAAGUUCGUGUUUUCAAAUUUUUUGAGAGCAAUUGAUAUAUGUUUCAAGUGCUUCAACUUGUUUAAUUUGGAGUAUCCGUUAGCGUGCUCACAAUUAUGGACAUUUAUUGAGCACUACUUCUACGAGCUCAACAUUUCUAAAACAAAAUCCCCUAAAAUGUAUUUACUCAUCGAAGCGUUAAGAAAAAGCGCUCUGACUCAAGAUGAUGAAGUUGCAGAUUCAGAAGCCGGCCUCGGAUAUAUUUAAUUAAGUUUUAUAUACAUAUGUACACAUAUUAAUUUUUGUUAAUUGUUUAAUUAGAAUCAAUUAUAAAUUAUUUUAUUUAAAAUGUUAAAUUUUAAGUGUUAAAUACUUUCUUUCUAUUAUAAAUUAUUUUAAUAUAAAAUAUAUUAUGGGCUUGUAUAAG